AUGGGUAAAUCCGGCAAGGAGAUGGCAUCGCCAGCAUAUAAGCCCCCGUUCCCGCCAACCUCGUCCCUGGUCUCUCAGGAUGAUGUCGUCCUCCCAGCAGCCUUCAACGAUAUAUCGCCCUUAGCAAGGGAACUGCAACCACUAAGAUAUGAAGCUAGAGAUGAGGUGCAUAGAUUUCUCACCGCCUUUCUCGAUCUUUCUCGAUUCAAUGCCAUACGCAAGAUGUUAUGGCUAAUCGCCGUCCAUGGAGCUCCUCGAUCACUAUACUACCAGAUAUUUAUCAAGCCACUACCGGACUUUCUCCUCAACUACGAUUUCUGGGAGACCAACAUAUCCUGUGACCCUCAAUUGCACCGAGCAGCCUGCGGCCUUCUAUACUCUUAUUGUGGCCUUAUUCGCUUUGGCCAUGAUUUGCGGGUGGCUCAAGAAUCUCGCCUGAUCAAUGAGAACCUGGACUACCGAGCUUGGUCGGAUUUUGCCCGUACAAUACUGCCAAAUUUCAACCCCAAGGACCCCAAUAUUAUGGACAAGCGAUUCCAGUACGGCGAGCUACGGUUGAAUCGACUCGACACGAUUUACCGAUAUUCGCCUUAUAAGUUUUCCAUAUCCAGUAUCCUUCAAGGCUUCCCCCAUGCUUUGACCGAGAGCUAUGUGCCUUACAUGGACCAGUAUAACAACGCAGUGUCGGCUUUUGGUGUCAUUGUCAUAAUUUUGUCGGCCUUCAAUCUAUCAUUAGCCUCACACUCGAACAGUCCAGAUCCUGAUCUUCAGCAAGCAGCAUAUGGCUUCAGUAUAUUUGCGAUGAUUUUAUGCGCCGCCAUUACUGGAUUGUUUAUUGUCUUACCCUUGAUUUCCUCACUAGCGACAGUCUAUGGCUCUUUUGCGGUACGAAGACGACUUGAGAAUAGAAAUGAGGACAAUUAUGCGUAG
Fusarium fujikuroi IMI 58289 is the source of this 930-nucleotide messenger RNA. RefSeq lists its product as uncharacterized. NCBI's taxonomy places the organism in Eukaryota, Fungi, Ascomycota, Sordariomycetes, Hypocreales, Nectriaceae. The coding region runs from base 1 to 930 and encodes 309 amino acids. The transcript has 2 exons. The record is from RefSeq and is a predicted model, not a curated record.